GCUCCGCGCGCUCUCGGUCUGCACGCCAUCUUGGCUACCCGGUGAGGGUUGAGCGUCUUCUGGCAACGGUGGUAAGAGCCAAAUCCCAGGGAGUGGGGACUCAGAGUUAGGGAAAGGGGGAUACCUGCUGCCUGGGACAGCGGCCCACGAUCGGGGAGUCCGCCAACCGCUCACGAGUGGCCCGAGCAGCUCUCCGGGGAGUCCUCACCCGCGAGUUCCCGAGUGGCCCGGUUCAAGCUAGCCUACUCAGUUAAUCUGGGAGUGAGGUCUUCUCUGCCCCCCACACACCUGUAUAUCCAGAGAGUCACCAAAGGCUCGAAAGCAGAAUGGAGCACUACCGGAGGGCUGGCUCUGUAGAGCUCCCAGCCUCAUCACCAAUGCCCCAGCUACCUCCCGACACGCUGGAAAUGCGGGUCCGAGAUGGGAGCAAAAUCCGAAACCUACUAGGGCUGGCACUGGCUCGUUUGGAAGGAGGAAGCACAAGGCACGUGGUGUUCUCAGGCUCCGGCCGGGCCGCUGGAAAGGCCGUCAGCUGUGCAGAGAUUGUCAAACGGCGGGUUCCGGGCCUACACCAGCUCACCAAGCUUCGCUUCCUGCAAACUGAGGACAGCUGGGUCCCAACUUCACCGGACACGGGCCUGGACCCCCUCACAGUCCGACGCCAUGUGCCUGCAGUGUGGGUACUGCUUAGUCGGGACCCCUUGGACCCCAGUGAAUGUGGCUACCAACCCCCAGGUGCACCUCCUGGCCUGGGCUCCAUACCUAGUUCCAGCUGUGGUCCCAGACCCCGAAGGAGGGCUCGGGACACCCGGUCCUGACGAUCUGCUGGACCUGACUGUACUCUAGACCUGAGUAUCUGUGCCUUCUCUAAGAAGUGCUUGUGAUUGCUCACCAUGCCAGCAGAGUCCACAGAAGAACUUCCCCUCCUCUCUGGAAUGAGGGGUGGAACUGUUAAAAGCACUGGUGUGAGCGCAAGGCCCUGGGUUCGGUCCCCAGCUCCGAAAAAAAGAACCAAAAAAAAAAAAAAAAAAAAAAAAGCACUGGUGUGGGUCCGGUCAGUGCUGAGUUAAAGACUGCGUGAGGAGAGCUUACUCUGCCUCUAUAGUAUGUCUGACUUGCCUUUUCUGACUAGGGAAGGGAAAUAAAGGUUGUGCCGCUU
Molecule: messenger RNA, 1159 nt
Organism: Rattus norvegicus (Norway rat)
Lineage: Eukaryota; Metazoa; Chordata; Mammalia; Rodentia; Muridae
Gene: Rpp25l
Product: ribonuclease P/MRP subunit p25 like
Cellular component (GO): nucleus
Molecular function (GO): nucleic acid binding
Source: RefSeq, a predicted model, not a curated record